This is a messenger RNA of Ziziphus jujuba (common jujube), 1453 nucleotides long. Its product is annotated as alpha-1,3-arabinosyltransferase XAT3-like. Gene Ontology annotation, molecular function: glycosyltransferase activity. Lineage: Eukaryota; Viridiplantae; Streptophyta; Magnoliopsida; Rosales; Rhamnaceae. The record is from RefSeq and is a predicted model, not a curated record. The coding region runs from base 154 to 1386 and encodes 410 amino acids. The transcript is spliced from 2 exons.
UGAUACAUGUAAUAAAUCAUAUUUUCAAAUUUUAAUUUUGUCGAUGGACUCUUUUUUUUUUUUUGGUUCUAAUUUUUCUUUCCAUUUUUUUGCGCUGAUUUUGAGUCUUUUGGAAAAUACGAAGGGGAGCAGCAGUUAUAUUGGACUGGAAAUAUGCGCAACAGCAAAAUUGAUUUAGACACUCAAGUACCCAAAGAACUUUUCAGAAGACUAGUUACGGGAGAAGAUCAAAUUCAUGAGCUCGAUUCCAGCGGUUUUUUCUGCCACUUGAACAAUCACUCUGAUGUAUGUCUUGCGAAUAAACCAGUUAUGGUGGACUACAAUAGAUUAACAGUAUAUGUACCUUCCAAUAAAACCCCAGAAAUCAAUCAUAUGAUUAGGCCGUAUGCUAGGAAAGACGAUGAGAAAGCAAUGGAGGAUGUUACGGCAGUGAAAAUAGUUGAAGGAAACAGUAGUAAUAACAAUUUUCCUGCAGCUUGCAAAUUCAAUCAUAGUGUUCCGGCCCUGAUCUUCUCCUCCGGCGGCUUCGUAGGCAACCCAUUUCACGAAUUCAACGAGAUCAUCAUCCCUUUGUUCCUCACCUCUCACCAUUUUCAAUCCCAUGUGCAGUUUCUAAUCUCCGAUUUCAAUUCGACAUGGUUCGGGAAAUACAAAAGAGUUCUCGCGCAUUUAUCUCGCUACAAAGUCAUGGAUAUGGCAAGGAAAAGAGUUGCUAUCCAUUGCUUUCCAGGAGCAAUUGUAGGGCUCAACUACCAUGGCUUUCUUGCUAUAGACUCUGAAGAAAUUCCCAUAGGUCAUUCCAUGGCUGACUUCAGGAGCUUCCUCAGAGAAACAUAUAAUCUGAAAGCUUUUAAUGUAGCAGUAAAGCCAAGGCUGCUCCUUCUGUCUCGUAGAGGAUCAAGAAGAUUUAUUAACGAAGGAGAAUUGAAGAAACUGAUGAAAGAAGUGGGAUUUGAAGUCAUUGUGGCGAGUCCUGAGGCAACAUCAAAUUUAGACAAGUUUGCUGGGUUGGUGAACUCGUGCAGUGUUAUGGUUGGAGUCCAUGGAGCUGGGCUUACAAAUCAAGUGUUCUUGCCGGACGGCGCGGUGGUGGUUCAGGUGGUGCCGCUGGGAAUAGACUGGGCCUCAACCAACUAUUUUGGUGAGCCUGCAACUAAAAUGGGGUUGCAUUAUUUGGAGUACAAGAUUGAAGCAGAGGAGAGUUCACUCUUAAUAGCUUAUGGUCCUAAGCACUCGUUUAUAACUAAGAGUGAUCCUCUUAAUGUAUACUUGAUGGGGUAUAAAACUGCCAGAGCUGUCUAUAUUGAACAGCAAAAUGUUAUAAUUAAUGUGGUGAGGUUCAGGGAAACCCUUGUUCAAGCCUUGAAUCUUCCUGGUGGAAGGUAAUCAUCAACUCCAAUUCGAUUUGCACAAUGUGUAUUAUUAUACAUACGAUACAUAUAAUAUGCAUUAA